CGUAAGCGAAGGCGCAAUAUUGCCACUCAGUCAUGUCUCAAUUGUCACACUUCCAAACACGAGUGUGAUGGAAAACAGCCAUGCCAGUGUUGUGUACUACUCGGCUUAGUCGGUCUUUGUAUCUAUGAGACCGAUGGCUUAGCACUGACGGAUGAUCCGACGAUCGAUGAACUAACUACGAGGGAAAGAAUCGCAGAGCUGGAAAGU
Messenger RNA from Suillus subaureus, 207 nucleotides. RefSeq lists its product as uncharacterized. The annotation marks the transcript as partial. The record is from RefSeq and is a predicted model, not a curated record. Lineage: Eukaryota; Fungi; Basidiomycota; Agaricomycetes; Boletales; Suillaceae. The transcript is spliced from 4 exons. Gene Ontology annotation, biological process: regulation of DNA-templated transcription. Gene Ontology annotation, molecular function: zinc ion binding; DNA-binding transcription factor activity, RNA polymerase II-specific.